Molecule: messenger RNA, 5241 nt
Organism: Lytechinus pictus (painted urchin)
Lineage: Eukaryota; Metazoa; Echinodermata; Echinoidea; Temnopleuroida; Toxopneustidae
Product: ATP-dependent RNA helicase TDRD9-like
Exons: 37
Coding region: 454-4539 (1361 amino acids)
Cellular component (GO): intracellular anatomical structure
Molecular function (GO): helicase activity; ATP binding; RNA binding
Source: RefSeq, a predicted model, not a curated record
GGUCUCUGCAAUGUUCGUUGUUCCGCUGAACUCCGAUAGCUCCACUCACCAAUACAGAGACGGAAGUUCUAGCUCGAUCUGUACAGGGACUCAAUGGCCAUAUGUUUAUGCAUUAAGUUCCAAUAAAACGGGGAAGUGAAGUUGCGCGACAGCCGAAAAGCAUCAUUUGAAGAUAUUGAUGACUGGUUCAAGAUUGGCAAGGCCAAGCCAUCAUUCCCAGCUGCAAUUUCCGCCAGUGCAACGGGAGGAUCUGGAAAGUUGCGAACGGAGCGCUACGAGGAGUCACUGCGGAAGACACGGGCGAGGCAAGGCUUACAAUCCCGCCCAAAGCCUCAGCCAGUCCGCUCUCAGUCCUAUGCAGAAAGAUAUCGGAAGGAAUGGGAGGAGCAACAGCUGGAAGAUGACGUAUCAAACCUACACAUUGAGGAGGACAAGCCCCUCCCUAGCAGUGCUAUGUCAGAUUUGGAGAGUAUGAGUGUUAUGUCAGGAGCGAGACCAGUCUUGCCUGAUGAGAAAUCUGCUGAGGAAAUGGUCAAGGCAUAUGACAAUUACAACUUUGAUCAUACCUACAACGAAGAACUGCCCAUUACCAAACACAAAGAUCAGGUUCUGAACACCAUAGAAAGCAACCAGGUGACCAUAAUCCAGGGUUCUACUGGCUGUGGCAAGACAACCCAAGUACCGCAGUAUAUUCUUGAUGAUUACGUGUGUAAGAGGAAAAACUGUAACAUUGUGGUGACACAGCCAAGAAAGAUUGCAGCUAUUAGUAUUGCUCGCCGAGUGUGUGAGGAAAGAAGAUGGCAACUUGGUAGUCUUGUUGGAUACAAGGUUGGUAUGGACCGAACAACGUCUCCAGACACUAGGUUGACUUACGUGACUACAGGCGUUCUCCUUCAGAAACUCAUCAACACAAAGAAUAUGAAUGAGUACAGUCAUAUCAUUUUAGAUGAGGUUCAUGAAAGAGAUCUAGAUACAGACUUUGCUAUGCUGGUUGUAAGGAAACUACAGCGUACUUGCUCCAGGCAUGUUAAGGUGAUUCUGAUGUCGGCUACCAUUGAUGUGUCUCUGUUUGGAGAAUACUUUGCCCUCCCAGUGAGAGGAUCACUAGAGAUGCCACCUGUUGUCAGUGUAGAAGGGAAGGUCUUUGACGUAGAGGAAGCGUACCUUGAUAACCUCACCAGGUUUGGACUGGUCCCACGUCAUAGACCUGAAAUGAUGCCAACAAUCUACAAGGAGACCUAUGAUUUAGCCAAGAACUUGGUCUGUAACUUUGACAACAUGGAGAGACAGGAACAAGGGAUACCAGCCAACAAUAUGGUUAAGAACAGGGGCACAGUACUGGUUUUUCUUCCUGGAAUCAGAGAAAUUCAAGAGUUUGAGAAGUUGCUCCCCGGACAAGGAUCUAAGGAGAGACUUGUCGUCAUUCCUCUGCAUUCGUCCAUCACAACUCAAGAACAAGCGAGGGCGUUUAUCAGGCCAGAGGAAGGAUUUCGUAAGGUCAUCCUCUCGACAAACAUUGCAGAGAGUUCUAUAACUGUUCCUGAUAUCAAAUAUGUGAUUGAUUUCAUGUUGCUGAAGUGUUUGGUAUGUGAUGUAGAGACAAACUAUCAGAGUCUACAACUCAACUGGGCUUCUAAGGCAAACGCUCAACAGAGGAAAGGUCGUGCUGGUCGUGUGUCUUCAGGACGAGUCUAUAGACUGGUACACAAGGCCUUCUACGAAGAAUACAUUGAUGAGUUCGCAAUCCCGGAGAUAUUGCGUUGUCCAUUGGAGCAGCUGAUUCUGCAGGUGAAGGUCUUGGACCUUGGAGAACCCAAGGCUAUCCUGGCCUUGGCCUUGGAACCACCUAACCUGGACAACAUUGAGAAGACUAUUCUACUCCUCAAAGAGGUUGGAGGUCUCACCACAGUACGGUCCAAUGUUGCAAAUCCUCAUGAUGGUGAUCUGACAUUUGUGGGGAGCAUCCUUGCAUCCCUUCCUGUAGACAUACGCAUUGGCAAACUCCUGGUUCUGGGUCAUGUCUUUGGUUGUCUCAAAGAAUGUCUGGUUAUAGGGGCUGGUCUGUCUCUUAAAAGCUUCUUCUCACAGCCAUACAAGAGGGCUCUUGAAGCAUACAAGUCCAAGUUGAAGUGGGAUUCAGGAAGUUUCAGUGAUCCCAUUGCUAUCCUAAAUGCAUACAGAGAGUGGGAAAGAUGUAAAGACAAUGGAUUCUUUGCUCGUAGUAGAAGGGCUGAAAGAGAAUGGGCAGAUGAAAGAAUGAUACAACUCAACCCAUUGAGAGAGGUGGCCAAGCUUGUAGCUGAGCUUGAAGAUCGGUUGUCCAAUGCCAACAUCCGUCUCCCGAAGGGUAACCCACGCAAUCAACAGAGACAAGAUCCCACACAUAAUCUACUCAUCCUCAAGGUUGUGCUAGCUGGGGCAUUCUAUCCCAACUUCUUCACCUGGGUUCCGUCUGAUGAAGCAGAGUCCUUGAAGAUACUGUCGGGCAAAGAUCCAUGCACUACGGUCAUGGUGAAGAACGUACCUCCUCACGGUGAACUGUAUGCAUCGUCCAUUGGUAAACUCUUCCAGUGCUGCGGCAAGGGAAAGAAACUAUUCUUUGAAGACACCAAGUUGUUUGUCCAGUUUGAAAGACAGAGUGAUUACAGUGCCAUCCUACCAGCUGUCUACCAUGCUGUCAAAAUGAGACAUCUGAAGAUGCCAUUGGAGUUGGGUGUCUUUGAGAUAGAUCAGGAGACCAAAGUGGAAUCAAACGUUGGAAGGGGACACUUCAAAUCACACAGGACGGCUGUCAGCAUGUCUUCUGGGGGCCCGCAGCAAGUACCCCUCCCAGAUGCUUCUACUGAUUGGUGUCUUAUCAUGCCUACUGCUGUUGUAGAUGGGAAUAGAUUCUGGGCUCAUUACAUGAAUGAAGAAACCCUACAGAUCAUGUUGACUCUCCUUGAGAAAGCUAAUGAUGCUGGAUAUAGAGAGUUAGAGGCUUUAGAUAUGAAUGAGAUAAGAGAAGGAGAUUUGGUGCUUGCCCCGUACACUGAUGAUAACCAAACCAGAUACUUCAGGGCUAAGAUCCUACACAUCAGACGUCCUUCAAGGGACAGCAUGCAGGGAAACCAAGUGGAGGUGUUCUUUGUAGACUACGGCAACAGGGAAGUGAUUCCUGAGAAGUACCUGCGCUACUUACCCAAGUCACUGCUGAACAUUCCAUUCCAGGCCUUUGAGUGUGUUCUAGCCGGCAUCAAGCCUCUCUACAAGCUGCCUCAUAACCAGUGGCUUCCGAAGGCCAGAACAGUCCUCGAAGAGAACAUCAUCCAGAACAUAUCUUUCCAAGCCAAGAUCUUCUCGGUUGUUGAUGGGGUAGUGAGACUCGACCUGUACAACACCCACGUGGAGCCCGAGCUCCACAUCCAGGAGCUCCUGAUCCAGAUGGAGAUUGCUGAGCAAGCGGAGGAGCCUCAUCUCUCUAAGGUGAAUCGCUUACAGAGAGAGAUGGCACGGGAAGAGACGCGAAGACAGCACAUCGUACAUCCCGAUCAAGUACCACGGUCGUUCGAGGAAGACUCUUGGAGACAGAUGAACGUUGGACAGGGUGAUCAGGGGAGGCACAAGAGGAGAGGCAAGGUAUAUCUUCAUGGUCCACACAGCCCAUAUGAGAUCAAUUUUGCCAGCAUGACAAGAGUGGGUAGACUCAAGACAUGCCGAGUUGACCGCAACAGCGUGAACUCUGUAGCUCUCAGCACAGAACCAGAAGACAAACACGAGAAAAUGAUGGUAUCAUCUCAUGUAGGUCUGAAUCCAACAGCUACCGUCCUCCAAGCCAGGAAUACGACCUUGAUGCCAAACAUACCUGAUCUACCUGCUCUAAUCUGUAUGCUCUUCGCUCCAACGAUUGAGCUCAGAACGAAUAGCAAGAUGACCCGGUUGACUGGUCUACUGUGCGGACUCGGAUGGGACCCCGUUGCUCAAUCGCCCAUGCUGCCUGAUCAUGAUAUAGAGCUUGCCUUUGAUACAAAGAUCAAGAAAGAAGAUGUAUCCAAGAUGAAUGGACUGAGAUUUGCUAUCAACCUAGCUCUUGCCUCCAAAGAUUACAUAGCUCAGUGGGGAGCCAAUGCUACACAUCAGAUUCAAUGCCAGGCCAGGGAUGCUCUCAUUGGAUUGUUCACAGCCAAACGCACACGUGUUGACAACCCAGUAAACUACCGACAUUCCUAUGCAUGGGACCAGCUUGAUGAGGCAUCCAUCAUGCCUAUCAUGAAGGAAGACUUCACCGAGGAUAAUUUCCCAAUGCUCUACCAGUUUCACAAUGGUGUGUACCUAGAGAGUCCUGAAGAUCCUGAGGAAGAUGAAGAGAUAGCCAGGCUGAAAGAACAUCUAGAGGAUCUCCAUGAGAGAGCAAGCAGAUCGACCGUUCACUUUGUGAAGCCAAUCACGUGUAUCCUGUGUGACGUGCAAUGCUACUCACCUAGAGAUCUCUACUAUCACCUCCAGAAUACUGCUCACUUAGAACAAGAACAAGCCCUGGAACCGCCUCCUCUAGUAUGAUGAUUACCUCAGGAGUAACCAAAGAUCUUGACUAAUAUCCCAAGAACACUGCUCAUGUCAAAAGCUUUGGAUCUUUCUCUCUCUAGUCUGGUAGUGACCCAGAGUUCUAUACUCCACGUUACAAAUUCCGCUCACUUAGAGCAAGAACAAGCCUUGGAACCACCUCCAUUAAUCUGAUAAUUACUUAAAGAUCUACACUGUUAUCUCAAGAACAAAAAAGUGUUGGAUCUCUUUCAAGUCUGACAAUGACCUGAAGAUCUCUUCUAUCAACUUCAGAACACUGCUCAUUUAAAACAAGAACAAGCUUUGGAACCACCUCCUCGUGUAUGAUGAUUACAUAGAGAUCUAUACUACUGUUUCAAGAACACUACUCAUGUAAAAACUUUGGAUCUCUCUCUCUAAUCUGGUAAUGAACUCAAGAUAUUUACUGUCGACUUCAGAAUACUGACUAUGCGGAACAAGAACAAGAUUUGGAGCCACCUUAUUUAGUAUGAUGUUUACCUAGAGGUCUGUACUGUCAUCUCCAAAACACUGCUUGUGUGGAAUGAUAUGCGAUGAUGAUGUAAUGACCUAGAGUUAUUUAUAUCAAACUGAGAGUAAUGCUGACUUAAAGCAAUAACAAGGUUUGAAGCCACCUCCCCUUGUAUGAUUGGACCUUUCUCUAGUAUGAGCCUCAAAAUACUGCCUUCUAGGAGAGAGAGA